AUGCCUGAAGUUCUCAACUUGAUCCAGCUUGUGGAGCGCUUACAGCAGGAUUAUCGAAAUGUUAUAAAUGAAACAAAAAGAAAGUUCAUUCCUAUCAAAGACAGCGCCGAAGCUCAGUCAAAGCGGUUGAAAGAGUUAAUGAAUGAAAACCAAGACAUUCGAAUCUAUCUUCUUGAGCAUAAUCUCGAUAUUUCCAAUCCUUUUAUUAAAGGAUGUGAGACUGGUCAACCGAAGAUUAUUAAUAUCUGUCUUACUGCAAUCCAGCGUCUAAUAACAUCUCAGGUUCUUACGGAACCUUCCAUGGAAUCUUUACUAAAAGUUGUAAGCACAAUGGUCGAUUCCGAGUUAGAAGAGCUCAAAUUGCUGCAAACAACUAUUCUACUUGUCACAGCCAGUCAAUCCUUACCGGACGUUAUUCUAUCUCAAGCAUUGGGAAUAUGUUUACGGUUACACAACAGUAAAACCAAUUCUGUAGUUAACACAGCAGCUGCUGCCAUUCGGCAAUGUACGGGGUCGGUUUUCGAUCAGGUCGCGAGGGAAGUUAUGCAAUCUCCUUCACCGGCUGAAAACGUUCAAACUGGAGACAAAGCGGAUGCAUUCCAUUUUACACCCAUCUCAAAGAGCGCAUUUUUCUAUUUUCAAGACCUCUGCCUUCUAACGUUUGGAGAAAUUCCUCAUUGGCUACUUGGAGUCGAGUCAAUUUCUCCCUUACUGGGUUUGGAGUUGAUUGAAGCUGUUCUCUGUAAUUACGUCACUCUCUUUUCAAAGGAAAAGGAGUUCCUGUAUCUGCUGAAGGAACGAGUAUGUGCCCUGAUCAUCAAGUUGACGGCUUCUGGUCUUCUCAUUGAUACUCAGAGGAGCGGAGUUCGGGAUUCAGCCAUCGAAGGCUCUACUUCUGGUGUUGGGAAUGCCUACUCUGGAUCCACAGAGUUUGGUAACACGGAGUGUGAGAUGUUGAUCUCUACGAUAAUGCGAAUAGUCGAGAAUGAGCGAAAUUUGUGGCGCCGUGCACUUGCAUUAGAGGUGAUAUUCAAGAUUAUCGGUCAACCUGAUCUCCUCCUGGAUAUUUGUUUAAAGUUCGAUAUGAUGGAACCACCAUCUCGAAUAUUCUUCUCUCUGGUCACUACAGUAAGUACAUUUGUACAAACGACGCUCCUUACCCCAAAUUCCCAUCGAGAAUCGGUGGGAUCUGUUUCGACGGGAUCUCAAAUCACCCAGAAACCAUCUUUUAUCUACAGAGGAGUCAGUCAUUAUGUAUCCGACAUACAAAAGUUUGCACUGUUGGAAGUUUUGGAUAGACAUGAAGCGCCUGUACUUCCUGAGGGCUAUUCUCUCAGAAUGACAGUCAGUUGUCUAGUUCAAAUUGUCUGGUCUCUGCAACACUUGAUUCGGGAGGCAGUUAAAAAUUGGGAAAAGGAGCCCUCUAAAGAGCCUCCGGUGGAAUUCAAAAUGCUGUCAAUCUCAUGGACUGCAAUCUUGCCUGCACUUUCUCUUCUACUUGAAGCUUGUGCUGACGAAAAGCUCACAGAUUCUUUCCUUUUGGCGGUGACUUCGAUGGUUGUGCUUAGCAGCUACUGUGGUGUUGUUGAUGCACGAGAAACCUUCCUGGCCACUCUCUGCAAAUUUGCUCUUCCAUCUCUCUCCGUCCUCUCAGAGAAAAGUUAG
Rodentolepis nana is the source of this 1665-nucleotide messenger RNA. The record is from the annotation of a GenBank genome assembly. NCBI's taxonomy places the organism in Eukaryota, Metazoa, Platyhelminthes, Cestoda, Cyclophyllidea, Hymenolepididae.